This is a messenger RNA of Eleginops maclovinus (Patagonian blennie), 2864 nucleotides long. It is a transcript of the gene stx2b, whose product is annotated as syntaxin 2b. Lineage: Eukaryota; Metazoa; Chordata; Actinopteri; Perciformes; Eleginopidae. Gene Ontology annotation, biological process: intracellular protein transport; synaptic vesicle fusion to presynaptic active zone membrane; exocytosis. Gene Ontology annotation, molecular function: SNARE binding; SNAP receptor activity. Bases 342 to 1223 code for a protein of 293 amino acids. The transcript is spliced from 11 exons. The record is from RefSeq and is a predicted model, not a curated record. Gene Ontology annotation, cellular component: synaptic vesicle; presynaptic active zone membrane; plasma membrane.
GGCGGAUCCCAGCGAAGGAGAUAUUGUGGAUCUGUUACAGGCGCUUGUUCAGUAAGACAUUUCGACAUAGAGUAAACGCGAGUCACUUUGGCCUUUUUUGUUGUUGAACUUUAACUUUUACGAGCUGUAUUUUGGACCCCGUUUUGAUGAAUUUAAACUUUUUGUCUUAUCUUUUACGUCAAUACCGCGGUUAAAGUAGGCCUACGUAUCUCAAAUCGACCACCAUCUUGACCCUCAGUGCACAGUAAGGUGUCUCAGUGUUACUCUACACAUGGAGAAUUACAGGAUGAUAGUGGAAUUUUACUAGAAUUAUCCUGGCAGGAGACGAGCUGAUCGUUGUGAUGAAGGAUCGACUGGCUGAACUGACUGCUAGUAGGACACGAGGAGAGGAGGAUGUUGCAGUGGCAGUGGAAAGAGAUGGCUUCAUGGAGAGUUUUUUCAGAAGGGUGGAAGAAGUCAGAGGACUCAUUGAUAAGAUUUCCUACCAAGUUGGAGAGGUGAGGAAGAUGCACAGCAUGAUCCUGUCUGAACCCAACCCACAUGACAGAACAAAGGACCAACUGGAUGCUCUGACCAACGAUAUCAAAGGGAACGCAAACGUGGUGCGGACUAAACUAAAAUCCAUGGAGCAAAGUAUGCCUAAAGAUGAUGCAGCUAACAGGUCCUCUGUUGACUUCAGGAUACAGAAAACACAGCACACAGUUCUGGCCAGGAAGUUUGUGGAGGUCAUGACCCAGUACAAUGAGACUCAAGUGUCCUUUCGGGAAAGAAGCAAAGGAAGGAUCCAGAGACAGCUGGAGAUAACUGGAAGAGCAACCACCAAUGAAGAACUAGAGGCCAUGUUAGAAAGUGGAAAACCAUCAAUCUUCACAUCUGAUAUCAUCUCUGACUCCCAGAUCACUCGUCAAGCACUAAAUGAGAUAGAGUCUCGACACCAGGACAUCAUACGCCUGGAGACAAGCAUCAGAGAGCUGCAUACAAUGUUUAUGGACAUGGCAAUGCUGGUAGAAACUCAGGGGGAUAUGAUUAACAACAUUGAAAAGAAUGUUUCGAAUGCAGUGGAAUACAUAUGUAGCGCAAAGGAAGAGACCAAAAAAGCAGUGAGAUACCAGAAAAAAUCUCGGAGGAAAUACAUUAUCCUGGCCUUUGCUCUGUUGAUCCUGCUUGCUGUUAUUGCACUAAUUGUGGGCCUGUCUGUCGGACUAACCAAACCUCCUGUAUGAGAACUACUGCGUCAGAAACUUCUUGGCCUUGCCGUGUUUGGGGGCGUCGCAGGUUUCCUCCUUUUACUCAUCAUAAUAGUUGGAAUCUUUGAGUGAUGGACUUCAUGAGUCACACCCUCACAGCAGUCAGCUGUAGUAAGCUUGUGUUGAGAUUAAACAGCUUCAUAAUAAGUCACUCACUAUCCAACUGCUUUACAGAGAGGAUCUUGAAUAAUGUGGGGGAUUGACUUUGCACCAGUAAUAUCAGACCUCAUGGCACAAUGUUUUGGAGCAAUACUUUAUAACUAGAAUAAAGCAUUUUAUGAGCAGACAUCCCUUUCUCAUGGCUGUGCAGCUGCACCAUAUGAGAAAAAUAUGCAAUAUGCAAUAACACUGUUGAAUAUUGCAAUACUGAUAACACUUGCAAUAAGAAAAAUGAUAUGAAAUAGUACUUAUUCCUGAAAAAUAGAAAGAUAGUUACAGAAAGAAAUAACGCAGUCUUUGGCAAUGUUUGUAUAACAAGUUAAUAUCGCAAUGAUUAUUUAAAAAAUCACACUUGUGUACAAAUCUGAAGUCAGACUUAUACACAAGUGUACGUUCUUUAAUGCUGACAUUUUUAUGUGAAGUUUCAGACACUUCUUGGUAUAAUGACUUUAAAAUGACUUUUUAAAUGACAUUACAUUUUUAGAAAUACGCUUGUUUGCCUUCUUGCCCAGAGUUAGAUGAAAAUAUUUAUACCACUCAUGUCUGUUCAGUAAAUAUGAUGAUAUCACUAGCUCCCCAAUAGCUUAGCUUGAAGGCUUGAAACAGAAGCUCGCCUGGCUCAGCCAAAAGUAACAAAUGUGGCAUGUUGUGGGUUUACAGGGGGUUAUGUGCCAAAUUAUUUCUUGGCCUGGUGCAGUGACUUCAUAGUGUCAUUGUUAGGUUGCAAGGCAACUAGCGGAGGCUCCAUGAAGUCACUUCUCCUGGAACAUAGCCCCUCGUAAAAAACACAAUCUGUCACUUCUACACUUAUGUUUGUGUGCAGAUUAAACAAACAAGAUAUACUGUGGUAGUUUGUGAGCCCUGCAGAUGAGGUCAGCUGAUUUUGUUUACAAUAGCAAGAGCCAGAGUAGCUGUUUACUUUAACUCUCAUUCUUUGCACUAAGCUAAGGUAACCAGCUGGCUGCAGACUCACCGUUAUCAUAUAGUGAUGAUGAUAGUGGUCUCAUAUUUUUCUUGACCAGAAAUGUUUUGUGAACGGCGAGCAUCUUCUCAAUAUAAAAAAUAUAUAUUAUGACAAUUGUCUGUGUAAGUUGAUUGUAUAACUUCUUUUUACAUCUUCAAGUGUAUGUUCCUCAUGUUAUCCUGUCCUCUUGUGUAUUUAAUGAAUUUAUGCGAAUCAAAUGUCUAUCUACUACAGCUCAGGAGAAAAAGAAAAUAGUAACUUUACCUUAAGAAGAAAGAAUAUAUUUAUCAUGCUAACCGUGUGUAAUGACUGAAAUAUAAUUUGUGAAAAAAGUCAUGCUACAACGUAGGACUUUUGGAUGAUGUUAUUUCAAGAGCACACAUCUUAAUUUUGAUACAUUUAAUUAUUUUGUAUUUGUUUCUAAAUUAUAUCUUGUAUUUUAUAUUGAAACUGAAUAAUGAAGUCAUGCAAUAAAAUAUAAAGACAAAAGAAUA